AUGUUCAAAUAUUGUGCUUUUCUAUUGGCUGCCAUUUUAAGUGUAUCAGCUAAACCGGCUGUUUUGGGUGUUGCUCCAGUUGUUGGACCAGCUGUCGCUCCUGCUCCAUUAGUGGCUCCGGUAGUAGCUGCAGCAAGUAGUCAACUUGUAGCUCGUAGUUUUCAUGCACCGGUAGUAGCAGCUGCUGCACCAGCACCACUUGUUGCUCCAGUACCAACAGCAUACGCCGGAUCGUAUGCUCAUCCAUAUGCAAGAUAUGUUGCGGGAGUACCAUUUGCUGCACCGUUUACAGCAGGAGUAGCAGCACCUUUUGCUCGAUUUGCUGCUCCAGCAGCUUAUGCUGCUGCACCUGCUGCCGUUGCUCCAGCAGCUUAUGCUACUGCACCUGCUGCCAUUGCUCCAUUUUCUUAUCCUUAUACAGCUAAUCCUUAUGUUGCAGCAUCAGCUCCAUUGAGAUAUGCAGCUUCUUCACCAUAUUUCUUCUAA
This is a messenger RNA of Condylostylus longicornis, 486 nucleotides long. RefSeq names its product cuticle protein 16.5-like. The transcript is spliced from 2 exons. NCBI's taxonomy places the organism in Eukaryota, Metazoa, Arthropoda, Insecta, Diptera, Dolichopodidae. The record is from RefSeq and is a predicted model, not a curated record. Bases 1 to 486 code for a protein of 161 amino acids.